AUGUGGUUGAGCUUUGCAGGCGGGUUGGCAUUUGUUUUCAAGGAGCUUGAUCCCACCCACGUCCUGGUGGCCCCUGCCCGGCUUUGGGCCCGCUCGGCAGCAAGGGCUGAGCAAGCCUUCAGUCGUGGCUUUCAUUAUGUAGGCAAGCUGUGUGCAAGACAUCCGUUGAAAUGCCUCUUCGUAUCCAUCUUAUUCUGCCUGGCGUUUGGCGCCGGAUUUACUCAGUUUGAUAAUGAGAGUGGGAGUCGAGCUCUGUGGGUGGACCAACACUCACAGCAGAUGAAGAAUCUCGAGUCUGUCGAAAAUCUCUUUUCAAACCCCGUUGGCAGCGAGGGUGGAGGCGAACGGCUUAUUGUAACUGCGAAGUAUGGUGGCAAUAUUUUGGACUAUGACACAUUCCUCGAUGUCUGGAGGGUUGUUGAUGACGUCCGUACUUUGGAGUUCAAGGGAGACGAUGGUGCGCAAGAGAGCUAUCCUUUCGUUUGUCACAGGGGAGGCAACGGCAACUGCAUUAUUGACGGCGUGCCGCGAUACUUUGCAACGCGGCCGCUUACACAAGAAGACAUCCUGCGUGCCGUAAACCAGCCACAGUUUGCGGAUGGCAUGCCGACCUAUGCCGAGGACAGCUUGGGAGGCAUCCAAAAGGAUAGCAACGGCCAGAUCGUGGGAGCUUCUGCGGUCCGAGUCAUCUUCUAUGCCUGGUGGUCCGACGGAUUUCGUCAGGCGUGGAUGGAUCACUUCGUGGAGAACUUCAAAACGAAGCAGAAAUACGAACGGGUUAACGUUUUUCUGCAGUCCGAAAAUUCCUUCGAUGACGAACUCAAUCGCACUGUAAGUGCAGAUAUCCCGCUGUUCGCCUCGGCCUUUGUGCUGAUGCGACUUGGCUUGUACGAGCAGUCUUUCCAGUCUUCUCCUGCGGAAGUCUACUUUCUGUGCUGUUUUCAUUGGGAAGCCAUGCAGCUGGACGGCGAGCAGACGUCUAUUGGGACGCUUGGGUGGCAUAUGGGGCGACACUCCGGGUCCGGGUCGAGCCUAGAAGGUGUGUCCGACGUCUUCCUCGUGCUUGUAGCCUGCGUCGGCGGCUUCGGAAGUACCCUGUUUCUUGGUGUACCGUUCACCGUCCUGACGCAGAUUCUGCCCUUCAUCUUGGUGGGCAUUGGUAUCGAUGAUGCCUUUGUUAUUGUCAAUGCCUUUGAUAAAACGGACGCCUCUUUGGACAUUCCUGAGCGUGUCGGGCAAGCAAUGGGGCGAGUGGGUGUGUCUAUUACCCUCACAUCGCUCACGGACAUCGUUGCGUUUCUUCUUGGAGCCACUUGUGUCUUCCCGGCGAUACAGUUCUUCUGCUACUAUGCGGCUGUCUCUUGCUGUUUCGUCUGGCUGGUGCACUGCACUGCCUUCUGUGCCAUGCUGUCUCUGGACGCUGCGCGCGCCAAGAGGCAGCUCCUGGAUCCGCUUUUCUGUGUGCCGGCAACGUCCUCCUGCCUUCCAGCCGAGCCGACGGACUCCGCGAAGACGGUGACACUCCUUUCAAGGAUUCUGGGGCGCAUUGUCCGCUUCUGUGUCCGUUCUACAUUAUCCAAGUUUCUCACGGUCUCUGUGUUUCUCGGCGUUGCUGGCAUCUCCCUCUGGCAAGUCAGCCUCGGCAUAGGAACGGAUUUCAAGCUCAUUGAUCUGACGCCGGACGGGAGCUACUUGAGCGAUUACUACACGCAGGAGGAGCGGUAUUUCGGUGGGAUCGCAAUUGGGCUGGCCGUGCCAGCAUCUUACUAUGUCAAAGGUCUCAACUUCAGCUCGCUAGAGGUCCAGCGGAAUCUCGAGCUCAUCGGUGCAGAGAUGCUGGCAAUGCGCAUGGUCAACGAAGAUCGGGGCCUCAGAAGUUGGCACACCAUCUUCAGCCUGUGGGCUUGGCAGAACCGUGGCAGCUUGCAUGUCUUGCCGCUGACGGCCUUCGAAGAAGUGCCCGGUGGGGCGUCCCGGCCCGGGUGCCGAGCGGGCCUUCCACCAAAUGUGAACGACUGUGUCACUCACUUCCUCACAGGGCCAACCUUUCAAGAUGCCGUGUUAACCUUCCUCCAAGAGGAACAGUUCGGCGACUUCUACGGGGAUCUGCACUUUUCUUACAUAUAUGCCGAUGGAUCCCGUAGACCAGAUGCCCGAGACUCUGCAGAGUACGGCUACACUGCCGGCGACGUUGUUGCUCCUUCAUAUGGCGGAGGCGGAGGCUCCUAUGUCCUGGACAUUGCAAGGCUGAUGGUUCGACACGUGGAUACCGCCAACAGCGUCGAGCAAGUCGAGGCCCUGCGGGAGGCCGAGGAGCUUGCCAGUCGAUGGCAAAGUGCACUUCCAGGCAGCUUCAUGAACUCUUUCUCGUAUAUCUUCUACGACCAGUUCCGCAUCAUUGUAUCACAGAUGACCACCAGCGUUGCACUUUGUCUGCUAGCUGUAACGAUCAUUAGCACUCUCGUCUUGGCACACCCUCUCUUGGUGAUGUCCGUCGUGCUCGUUCUGGCUCUGGUGUUCGUAAACCUGCUGGGCAACAUUAUACUCUGGGACCUGGAUCUGAAUACGAUCAGCAUGAUCAACCUUGUUAUGGCUGUGGGUCUGGUGGUAGACUACAGCAUGCAUGUCGCCCACAAUUUCAGCCUUCAAGACGACAAGCUUGACAGGGCCGAACGUGCGGCACGCGCCGUGGAAGAGAUUGGCCCAGCUAUCUUUCUCGGCAUUAGCACGACUUUCGUUGCCAUGAUCCCUUUGGCUUUCUCUUCAAGCCAAGCGUUUCGAGUCUUCUUCAAGAUGUUCGUGGGCAUCGUCGUGGCUGGUGGCAGCCAUGGGCUGGUGUUCCUCCCAGUCUGUCUCUCGCUGGUGGGACCAGGUGGCACGGCAGAGCCCGAGAUGAAAAUCCAGCCGGAAAGUUCUGCCAAGAGCCUGGAAACGGAGCCGAUUUCCAACGUAAUCGGUGGAAACGAGAGCAAUGCGCCCGGGACCACGUUGCCGGAUGAGUAUGAAGGAUUUUGGCGAUUCGGUCUGAUACUGGUACCAGCCUUCUGUAAAUCCAGCGCCAGGCAUUCCGUGGGUGCCUUUGACAAGACAUACCUCCAGCUGGAUGGUGACGAGCGGGACGACUUCACCUGGGCCGCCCUUGGGCGCUUGCGUUCCUUCAAUGUCAAAGGUGUCCAGACGGGCCUGAGAUACUCGUGCCUCGCCGUCCAGAAGAGCUUCUCAAGCUUGGAGGGAUCGGCCUUGGAGGCGCACAUGAAGGUCCUUUGCCGGAUUUCGCAUCCUCACCUCUGCAAGGUCAUCGAAUGCUUCGAGGAGGACGAGGAGCGACUGGUGAUCUGUGAGAAGCCUUCGAAGGAGAGGCUCGUCACUGGUGAGACUGGCGAGCCUUGGGGUCUUGAUGAGACGUCGGUGGCCGAGUCUGUGACUGGUGCAGAUUCGCGGAAGAGUGAACGCAUUGUUGCGGAGAUGAUGCGACAGAUUCUGUCUGCCCUUGCACAUGGGCAUGCGAGAGGAUGCGUGCACGCGAUGAUUACACCGGACAAGAUCCGGGUGAUGCAGCCGUCGUCGAAAAGCCAAUCUUCGAAGAUUCCCCAGCUCAAGGUCAUUGGCUUCGGCCUCGCAUAUGCCUUGCUGCCUCCACUGGGCAUCUUCUUACAGAAAGACCUCGUGAAGAAGGAUCGCGACGUCGCUGCGAUGACAGGCCUCCCCUACACUGCUAUGGAAUCCAUGCUGUCCAAAGAAGUCUACCUGAACAACAUCCGAAGCCUCCAUGACUCAGGACCGGCCCACGAGUCUGAAGCUGCAGCACAGGCCUCUCCUCGCAUCUCGGUGCUGGACGAGUCUGGGGCACGAACUUCCAGCAAUUCCGCACCCCGCUCCACAGAUCUGCACCUGAUCGAUGGGCAGCUCAUGGGACGCCAUCCUCCAGGUGCUGAUAAGGCCGACGUCUGGGCAGUCGGGGCAUUGGCCUACCGACUGCUGACCGGAGUCGCUCCGUUCCUGCCGAACCUGAGCACCAAGCGAAGGGAGAAGAAAGAGGAUCUCCUGAACUUCAUGCAGGAGGAGCCCAUCAAGUUUCUCAAGUCGGACUGGGCGAACCGCUCCUCAAAGUGCCUGGAUGCUGUUCGAUGCAUGUUGCGCGUGACACCCUCGCUGCGUCCCAGCGCUGCUGAUCUUCUUCGUCACCCUUGGUUGAAGCUCGGCCGCGAGCCGGUGCCGUAUGUUCGGGUUCAUCGGCUGUUCGCGAACGGGUUGAACUACCUGAAGGAGACUCAGUUCAAGAAGUUGGUCAUCCGCGUCAUUGCCGAGCAGAUGCCAGAAACCGGGCCCCACAUGCAGCAGGCUCAAAGCGUCUUUCGAGCUCUGGACAGAGACCGCGACUGCUUGUUGAGCCCGGCAGAGUUUCUCGAGGGGCUACGCCUCUUCCCAGACUUGAUGGAACGCCUUGGUGAGGAUCCAGAGAAGCUUUUCGAGGCCGCUGACCGCGAUGGCUCGGGGCCGCCUCCCCAGACCAUGCUGUACUAUAUAUAA
Messenger RNA from Symbiodinium necroappetens, 4530 nucleotides. NCBI's taxonomy places the organism in Eukaryota, Dinophyceae, Suessiales, Symbiodiniaceae. The record is from the annotation of a GenBank genome assembly.